GCUAAUAUUGAGCCAAGAAGGACUAUGUAUGACUAAAUGGGAGCAGGAGGAGGGAGUUAAAGCCCUGCUGGUGAGAACAGCUGAGUGGCAGCAGAAGCAAAAGAAGAAAGGGAGCUAACUCAGCGCUAGGAAGACGGCUCCCCCGGCCCCGGAGUCUGCCCACCAGGAGAUCUUGUGGGGACAGCCAAGCACCUUCUUAAUGACCCCUAAAUGUGCAAAGUGUUGAAAGCAUAACGAAUACGACAACAACAAAAGUUCUCAAAGCAGGAACUUCCAAUGAAUUGCAUCAGAUGCUGUAUGAGGAACAAUUUUUGAGCAGGAACAGCAGAACACUGGGACCUGUGAGGUUAUGGGGAGAAUUUGCUAGAAGUAACGGAAGAGGUGGCAUAACAGAGAAUCACAUCCAUCUCUCCACAACUGUAAUAGCCUCAUUCUGUGGCUUUCUCACGUAGAUUCUGUGUACUGUAUCCACAAAAGUGACCUAAAAUGCCUCUCAAUGAUGAGCAGAACAGUGACUGUGAUUCUUCGCGAUUCUCCGAAAGUGCAGCUUCUUCCAGCGACUCUGAAUACUCAAGGCAAAGUUUUACCAGUGACUCCUCAAGCAAGCCUAGCUCCCCAGCUUCAACCAGCCCUCCCAAGGUGGUGACGUUUGACGAAAUGAUGGCUGCUGCAAGAAAUCUGUCCAACUUGACACUUGCUCAUGAAAUUGCUGUAAACGAGAACUUCCAUCUGGAACGCAUUGAGCAUCCGCAAAACAGCUUGACUGGAAGAGUGAAGCAAAUUGUACACAAAGCAUUCUGGGACCGUUUGGAAGAAGAUCUGCAUGAAGAUCCUCCUGAAUAUGAGCAUGCUAUCAAGCUGUUUGAUGAAAUUAAAGAGAUCCUUCUUUCUUUCCUGAAUCCUGGCGCCAACCGGAUGCGAAGCCAAAUUUGUGAAGUCCUUGACACAGACCUCAUAAGGCAGCAGGCUGAGCAUGGUGUGGUCGACAUCCAGGGUCUUGCAAACUACGUUAUUAGCACAAUGGGGAAACUAUGUGCUCCAGUAAGGGAUAAUGAUGUAAACCAGUUAAAAUCCACUGGGGAUAUUGUACCAUUGUUGAGGCAAAUAUUCCAUGUUCUGGAUCUCAUGACAAUGGAUAUGGUUAACUUUACUAUUCAGAGCCUUCGACCUCAUCUUCAGCGAAACUUGGUGGAUUAUGAAAGAGCAAAAUUCCAAGAUAUACUUGAAGAAACGCCAAGUGCCCUGGACUUAACAACAGACUGGAUAAAGGAAUCUAUACAGGAUGAAUUAUCUUCUGUUUCCUGUGAAAUGUCUUCAUCCCCUGGUGCUGAUGGGAUCUCUAAAGCAAAUCUGAGUCCUACUCUGGUGUUAACAAACAGCUACUUGAAACUAUUGCAAUGGGAUUAUCAGGAAAAAAAUAUUCCUGAGACACUGAUGACAGAUGAAGGUCGCCUUCAGGAACUAUCAGAGAAAUUGAAUCAGUUGAAGAUCGUAGCAUGUAUCUCUCUCAUAACAACCAACAUGGUGGGUGCAGCUAUUGAAGGCAUUCCAGAUUUUGUUGGGAAACAAAAGAAGAUUUCAUUUGCCUUGCUUGAAGGCAUGAAUAAGAAGACUUUUGACUUGAAAGAAGCUCUUAAUGCAAUAGGCAUUCAGACAUGUAGUGAAAUCAGUCUGUCGCUGACUGAGAGGGGCUUCCCACCACUAAGUAAAGAAGUUGAAGCAAAUCUGAUUGGUCAGAUCUGCAGCAUUGUUGAGGAGGACAAUCCUAUCGCCUCCUUAAUUGAUAAACGGAUUCAUUUGUAUAUGAGAAGCUUGCUUUCUUCUCCAUGCUGUCAGAAGUCUAUGUCUACAAUUCCAGGGGGCCUUGCUGUGAUUCAGACAGAAACAGAGACCAUUGGAUCGCAGUUUGCCAACAUUGUCAACCUUAAUAAACAGGUGUAUGGACCAUUUUAUGCAAAUAUUUUUCGGAAACUUCUUUUCAGUGAGGCAGCAAAAAGCGAAGCAGAAGCUUCUACUAACUGAACUAUAUAGGGGCUCCUUUUUGUUUCCUUCUCACAGUAUUUAUAUUGUGAUUUUUAUUUUUCUCCACAUGCAUAGCUUAAGACGACUGUUAAUAUGUGAGAGAUAUGUGUGUAUGUCUAAGGGGAUUAGAUGAUAGAGAUUUUAUUCAAAUAAAGGUUCCCCCAAAUCAUUGCAAAGCUACUAAAUUAAAUAUAUAUAUGUUUGAAAAUAUUAAUUCUGCUUAUAAUUGAUUGUAACAUUUAUUGUACUUGUUUUCUGUAAAUGUUUUCUCCUAAGCAAGCAUUUGUGAUGUAUGCUAUAUGGAGGAUUUGGAUAAAUACUUUCUGAUUAGCCACUAAUGUGACUUUUUCAGAUUUUUAAUUAUGUGCUUUCUCCAAUACCUUCAGUACAAUGAAACAGAACAUUAUAGUUCAGACGUAAUCUGAAUUAACAUGUUGAUCUUGAUGGCACACUAUCCAUACAUGUGUGGCCAAAUCCUGAAAAAGACAUUUAGCUGACAGAGAGAAAAUCAGCAAAAUGAUUGUGUUGAUUCUGUUGCAGGUCACAGGACCAGAGGUGUCCAUCCCCGCAUGCUUUUUUGCCUAAUAGGUCACUCUUCUUCUUAAAGGCUAGCUAUUCAGCAGGGCAUAUAUUGGAGAUACUCUGCUCCAGAUGUAUGGGGAAGCUUUCUGUAGCUUAAUUGUACAGUGGUUAACACUUUCAAGCUACUCUUUGGGCCAUGUAAUGUUUUGAAUUUCCCAUGCAGUCGUGUAUGUGGGUAUAUAAUUGUGACCCAGUGCAGACAUACCACUCUAAUUUCUAAGCAUGGCUAAGAGUAGGGGUGUGCACAGACUGAGCAGCAGUUCAGUCCGAAUUUGGACUGAACCACUGCUCCCUGAACCGGUUUGGUCAAACCCAUAAGCUGGGCUAGUCAAACAGAUGAACUUGUUCGGAGUGAUUCACGAUUGAACUGCUUGAACUGGCCCAUUUUGCAGCACAUCCCUAGUUAAGAGAUCAGGUGCAUCAAAUAUCAUACUGCUUUCCCUAGCCCCUCACCUUUCCCACUUUUCUUCCCCUUCCCUUAACAGCCUUUAACCCUGGUUAGUGGUUCUGUCUGUGCUUAUCUCAAUUCUAGGACUGGUUCUGACUAUAUUUCUACCAGCCCCUUGGAAUUGCACAGGGAGGAGCAUGUGUAUACAUGUCUCCCCUUCCACGCACCCCACAAUGUCCCACCAUGCCUCCGUAUAAUUGUGUUGGAACAGUUUGUCUGAACUACACCUCACUGUGCAAUUUAAAUAUUAAGUUGCAUGGUUAGGGAUGAUUCAGACUAACUGCCUCCCAUGUGAUUAUGCGAUUCAUCGGGGUGGGAGAGAUGUGCACACACUUCUCCUAUGUGAUUCUGAGAAAACAGGAGAAAAUAUCAUCUGAUUUGGCCUAAAGUUAACAUUGAUUAGGUUCCUUCUUAAUUGGGGUCUGCAAAUCCUAUAUUAGUAUUAAUAACAAUACUAAUUAAGGACAGUACAGGUGUAGCCAUUAACCACAGUUAAGGUUUGUGGUGGAAGGAGACGGGAACUAGCAUGUUGGAAGAGAAGAGGGCUUGGAAGAGGUUUCACACGCUCUCUUUUUAACCAUGCUUAAUGACUGGAAGAAUCAUAUUUGCACUGGGAUUGUAUGGAGAAGGAUUAGUUAAUUCACAUAUACUACACUAGUCUUCCCCCCCGCUUAUGUCUACCUGAAUACAUGAUUGGUUGGAGAGAUUUGGUGAUGUGAACUGGCUUUUGACUGAAGAUUUUGUACUCCUAUUUCUUUUUAGUAGUCUGAAGUCUCUGCUCACCAAUAAACCAUCUUACCAAAUUUCAAAUCUGGUAGGUGGUUUACUGGUGGGCAGAGACUGUAGACCCUGAAAUAGUAGUUCUUAGCUCUGGGUAUCGCAAACAGAGCACCUAGUGUUGCUUUAUGAACAGGACCCAGUCCUGCCAAAGGGCUAUUUGAGAUACUAAAGCAGGCAUCCCCAAACUGCGGCCCUCCCAGAUGUUGCUGAAUUACAGCUUUCAGCAUACCCAGCCACAAAAAAUUGUGUCUAGGGAUGCUGGGAGUUGUAGUUCAGCAACAUCUGGAGGGCUGCAGUUUGGGGAUACCUGGACUAAAGAAUGGCAGGUCAGAAUCCUAACCACCACCCCAUUUCCCCAAAUGUCUUGCCAGCCAAGUCCUGUUGCACAAUAAUUGCUUCGUCUCUUUAUUACUCUCUUGCCUCUGGAUCAGUAACUGGGAUUGAAGGGAAGGCAGCACUCCUUGAUAAGUCCAGAUCUGACCCAGGUUCUGCCAGCUGACCUGUUCUUCAUGACCAACCUUCCAGGCUUCAAAACAAACGCUUUAGAGGCAAAGAAUCCUGGAUAGCACCCAGAAGGGUGUCAAAUUCUGAAGUCGGUGGAAACAUUUUGAUGUAGUAGGUUUGCUUGAGAGCCUGCAAUAUUCUUUAGAAACUAUAUAUUUUUGCAUAUCUCAUAUUAUUACUCGUUUAUUACUGUCACUGACCAGAGAUAAUAUAACACAACAAAUUCCAUGCAUAUCAAAUAAUUUGCUAACAUACUUAAAACAUAAUUGGAAAUUUAGCCAAAAAAAUGAUGCUACAUACAUUACAAUUUGAAGAUAAGUAUUAUCUGAAUUACCUGUGUCCAUCCAAUCCCACUAAUUUAAGUGCUGGCUGGUUGCACUAAUACUAAUAAUCAUUAAUGUCUGAUGCUACCCCACUUACACUAACUUCAAACCCACCAUCACAUAUAAGUAGAGAUCGCCUCAUGGCAAGCCCUGCUUGCAAUAAGACAAAAUUUGGCUCUGCUGGAAGAAAUCCUAUCAUUCUGGUCAGACAGUAAAUAACUUAAAUAGGAGUCUGAAUAACCUGGAAGGUUUGUUUUAAAAGGUAGAAUAUAGUUGCCGUGGAUGUCCCUGUAAAAAUUACAGUAAAGUAAUACAUGGGCUGAUGUUUCUAUGGGCCCUGAACUACAAUGGCAAAGAUGCUCGACAUCUGGUAAAUUCUUGCAUCUCCUUCCAAUGCUGCAUUAUGGAGAACAUUAAAGCGUGUUAGUGUCAGAGCUCUGUGAUAUUUUGGGAUCGUGACCUGACUGAGAUACCUAUCUGGCUUAUGGAAAAUAAGUUGGCCACCUAAGAAAACAUCCUUAGGAAUAAGAUCUGUUUGGUGGUCCAAAUCUAGUAGCCCAUCGAAAUAAGCACACCUGGAGUGAAACCAUAUGACUUCAGUCUGCAACCUCUCCUCCAAUGAACUUUUCUAAUUCGAGAGGAAGCUUUUGCCCAUAACCAGGGGAGCUAAUCCUAAAGGGAUAAUCUCAGAUUAUAAUAAUCUCAGAUUAUUGAAUCUGGAAGGGCUGCUGUACAUAGAGUGUAUAAUCUUCCCAUUUGUACUAGAAAAAGUCAUAACUUCUAAGAAGUAUAAUUUAUAAUAUUGGUUCACUGUGAUUCUAUUAAAUAGCAAAUGUUAGACUUAAAAAGCUUCAGUGAGUAUAGGUCUCUAAAUACUCCCUGUCAAUAUUUUGUAUUCCUACAAUGUAUUUUUGGUAAGAAUUAAUCUUUGCCUACCUAAGGGAGUCAUGCGCACUUAGUGAGUCACUUGCCAUACAGUGACUCUAGUGUAUCUAUCACAAGGAUUAAAAGGGACCUUAUAUUAAGAGCAUUGUGGUUUUAUAGGCAAACGGACAAUUUUUUAAACAGAACAUUGAACAUCCUUUAAAUAUAUAUAUAUAUAUUUAAAAUUUCUACCAAGUAUGUUUGCUUGGUUAUCACAACUCAGGCGGAUUUCCUGUUUGGAGAGGAAGGUAGAAUUAUUUCCUUCUACCUGUGAGUUUUGAUUUUGCUGUGGGAUUAAGCAUAAGGGCAACCUUCUGUGCGCUCUUCCAGAUGGUGAUAUAUUCUAACUUCUGCACAAAUUAUGAUGGAAGAUAAAAUGAGAAAUCCACACAACGUUCAAGGAUAUCAAAUAAUAAUCUUCAAAUCAAAUCUUUAUUAUGAUUAAUGACUAGCUUCAUAUAGUGAGUAAUCACUAGAUAACAAUAGUAACAAUAUCAGCUAUAAAAGAAAUUGUGCAUAUAAAACUUAUGACAUAACUCUAAUUUAUAUACUAGAGUGUAACUGACUACAGCUGUCAACACACACUAUGAAUUUUGCAAGCUGAUGCACAGAAUUUAGCAACAUUACUUGAAAUAUCAGAAUGUUGAUCGGAAAGGAGGAGCAUAAUUAAAAAAAUCACUAGUUCUUCCUGGAUACUUAAGCAUUCUUUAAUUAUAGUGUUGAUCCCAUUAGAAGGAGCAAUAUAAGAGAACAUGACCGCAUGAGCAUAUUCAAUUCACAUGUGAGAUGCAUAAUAUUCUUAAUGCCAUCUGUUGGCAAUCUGGGACAAUCCAUAGAAAAAGCAGUGUUUCUUCCCCCCGCCAACUGCUUUUAGUCUAACUUGGAGAAAACACAACUCUUUCAUGGAUUGCAGCAGAUUGCCAGCAGAUAGCUCAUUAUGUGCUGUCCUUGAACAUUGUGGGGAUUUCUUGUUUUAUCUCCUGUCAUAAUUUGUGAUGAAGUUGGAAUAUAUUGCCACCUGGAAAAGUCUUAUGGCAGAUACAUGUUCAAUAGCCUAAUUAAGGGAGCCCAGCAGUGCUAGUGACAGACACCUGUGGCUUUACAAACAACUCUCUCAAACCACACAACUGUGUUCAAGUUGCCUUUUGGAAGGGAGUCUUCCUUGCCCCGUUCUUGCCCUGUUCUUGAGGGCCAAAUUGCAUGUUAUGUUAAGAAUAUCAGAGGCCCUUGUGUGCUUGGUUUUUGUUUCCUAAAUAACCACCAGGGCAGGAGUGAUCAGGACUGGGGCUACAGCAAGGUUAAAAAGCUAAAUUCCCUUUUGCCCCCAUGCUGUAGUCCUAAUCCUGAUUGUAUUCUCUCCCCCAAUGGAUGUUUAGAAAACCCAAAUAUGCAAAGAGUAGUGAUGUGUCCAACCUAAUGUGGUGUUGGGCCCUAAGAUGUUCAGUCCAAUUAAAUUGAAAAUUAAUAUUCAUUUUUAACUUUUCUAGAGAGUUAUGCUGAUUUUGAGAGAUUCUGCAUUAUGGGAGUUAUUAUAACAAGCGUGCUAAUGAAAUUAUGUAUAGAACUAGAAGACUUUUGGUACACAGUUGGCAUCUAUUGAGAAGCAAAUAGCACCCCAAAUACUGAUAAAAGAACAUAAUUUUUUUAAACUUAUGGGGGGUGGGGACUUUCAAUAUUUUGGAUCUAAAUAUGACUAGGUUAUAUUAUAAACAAGCCUUAUUUUAAUUGUUCUGGGGUGUGUGUGUAUUUGUGUAUAUAUUCCUGGUUUUUCUUAAGCACUCUACAUACGUAGGGAAAUCAAGUGGAGUAAGUAUAUAUCUACAAGUUUCUAAUCUAACUGGGAAACAAUAUUUACAAUGAAACAUUUAUGCAGAUAAUUAAGGAACAGCAAACUCUGUUUUGUGAUUUAUUUUUUUAAUGACUUGAAAAGGGCAUUUUAUAUUGCAUGGUAUGUCCAUUCAGCAAUCUUUUGAAUGUCUCCUAACUAAUGUUCAUAGCCUUUUGGAUAUUCGAAAUAAUCAGUUGAGUUAACAUGUCCCUUUUGCAUGUUCUUUUUGCUGAAACUAUCCAAAUAUGUUUACCUACCAUUCCCCCCCCCAAAAAAAAAAUUGGCUUAAUGAAAACAAGGUAUUGUAUGUAACUGGUUUGUCAGGUGCUUUGUGUGUUAAUAUAUUUGGUAUUAAAGUCUGCUUACAAUUUUACAAAA
Messenger RNA from Hemicordylus capensis (graceful crag lizard), 7789 nucleotides. It is a transcript of the gene TCP11L2, whose product is annotated as t-complex 11 like 2. NCBI's taxonomy places the organism in Eukaryota, Metazoa, Chordata, Lepidosauria, Squamata, Cordylidae. Gene Ontology annotation, biological process: signal transduction. Bases 487 to 2022 code for a protein of 511 amino acids. The transcript is spliced from 14 exons. The record is from RefSeq and is a predicted model, not a curated record.